AGGAAAAACCAGAGGGGUUGGUGGCCAUGGGGAUUGUGGACGUACCAGGUGUACAAAGGGACCGGUACAUGAGCCCAGCUUUUGCAAUCUGACAGAGGCGGGUGGAAGCAAGUUGAGAGAAAAGACAUUCCCCUGGAAAGCAGCUGGAGGACAGUCUUUGACCCCUGCCUGCACCAGAGGCAGCAUGGACAUCAAAGAGUAUUUUGCCAGAAUUUCUUACCGAGGCUCCUACGACAAACCGGACCUUGAGACCUUGACGGAAAUAUUUCAGCACCACAUCCAAGCAGUCCCUUUCGAGAACCUCAGCAUCCACUGCGGGGAAAGCAUUGAGCUGGACCUGGCAGCCACUUACGACAAGAUAGUGAAGAGGAAACGCGGGGGCUGGUGCAUGGAGAACAACCACCUCUUAUCUUGGGCCCUGAAAACCCUAGGGUAUGAUGUCACCCUUCUGGGAUCAAAAGUUUACGUCCCGGAGUAUGAUGCAUACGCUGAUGACAUUGACCAUCUGCUGCUAAAAGUGGUGCUUUGUGACAAAUCCUACAUUGUGGAUGGCGGUUUUGGGAUGGCCUACCAGAUGUGGCAGCCAAUGGAGCUGAUUUCUGGGAAAGAUCAGCCUCAGACUCCCGGCAUCUUCCGCUUCCUGGAAGAGAAUGGGACUUGGUACCUUGAGAAGGUGAAAAGGAAGCAGUGUGUUCCCAACCAAAGCAUCUCCACUUGUCAUAAUGUGGACAAAGAAGUUUGCCGGCGAGUUUAUCUCUUCACCCUCCAGCCACGAGACAUAGAAGAGUUCAGAGCCCGCAACCUGCACCUGCAGACUGCGCCGGACUCGCUCUUCGUUACGAAGUCCAUCUGCAGCCUGCAGACAGCCGAUGGCGUCCGGGCACUGGUUGGCUGGAAACUUACUGAGAUAAAGUACAAUUAUAAGGAUAACAUGGAUCUGGUGGAAAUCAGAAUCCUUGCAGAUGAAGAAAUGGAGAAAACACUGAAAGAGAAAUUCAAUAUAACACUAGAUAAGAAAUUUGUACCCAUCAAUACAAGCAGGUUGUCUCUGUUUUAACUCACUGUCUGAAUUAUAAUUCAAUCUAGUGGCAUUACAUGCAAUUCUUCCCCCUCUUUUCUGACAAGCUUCUAAAGGUUAAGCUUUCUCUUUCCAUCUACCCCAGUGUAAGGCAGAACAGAUUAGCAUGAAUCUGGAAAAUAAAUUGAUUUUCACAACUG
Messenger RNA from Cygnus olor (mute swan), 1218 nucleotides. Its product is annotated as arylamine N-acetyltransferase, pineal gland isozyme NAT-3. Gene Ontology annotation, molecular function: acetyltransferase activity. The transcript is spliced from 3 exons. The record is from RefSeq and is a predicted model, not a curated record. Bases 185 to 1057 code for a protein of 290 amino acids. Lineage: Eukaryota; Metazoa; Chordata; Aves; Anseriformes; Anatidae.